Messenger RNA from Trichosurus vulpecula (common brushtail), 850 nucleotides. Its product is annotated as leukocyte cell-derived chemotaxin-2-like. The record is from RefSeq and is a predicted model, not a curated record. The coding region runs from base 236 to 691 and encodes 151 amino acids. The transcript has 5 exons. Lineage: Eukaryota; Metazoa; Chordata; Mammalia; Diprotodontia; Phalangeridae.
AGGGCUCUCACUUUUGGUGGUGCAUGCUGAUGUGGAGACUCCGGGCAGCUGUAGCUAAGGGUCCUCCAGCUCAUAAACCUGGAUGUUGGGACUUUGUUAAACUCUGACACUUUCUUCAUAUUUCAGAGACUAAAGUGGCUUCUCCUUAAACUACAUCAAAUAUCAUCGAGAGAGACAAAGACCUAGAGAUUCUAAAAACCCUAAGCAUCUAUACCGUCAGAGAAAAGGUGACCAGAUGUUUCUCAUCAAGACACUCAUUUUUGUUGCCUUGAUUUCAACUGCAUUGGCAGGACCAUGGGGUAUUAUGUGUGCUGGAGAAAAGAAAAAUGCUAUCAGGGACUGUGAUUCUUAUGGCUGUGGAAAGUUUGGUGCUCCUAGAGGUGAAAGGAAACACACUGGGGUGGACGUGAAGUGUGCAGAUGGAUCAGUUGUGUAUGCCCCUUUCAAUGGAAUGAUUGUGAGGGAGGCAAAACCUUAUAAAAAUGAUAAUGCUAUCAAUGAUGGUGUUGAGAUAACUGGGGAAGGUUAUUGUAUCAAAAUAUUCUACGUGAAGCCUUUGAAAUAUAAAGGUCUGAUCAAGAAGGGACAAAAACUUGGAGUUCUGCUGCCCAUGCAGCAAGUUUAUCCUCGAAUAACAUCACAUAUACAUAUUCAGAAUUGUGACUUGAGCAAUCCUACUUCAUAUCUGUGAAUGAAAAGAUGAUGACUUACACUUUCACUUUUUAAAAAGUAUCUUAAAUUUUAAAAUUACAAUCUGAUUAUCAUUUUGCUGUAUUCUUUAAUCUCUUUGCCACAAAUUAUGUUUCCGAUGCCUAUUUUUUCAAUAUCUGAAAUAAACAAAAUCAAUGCA